GCCAUGUCCAGUCCCCGGUCCCACCGCCCCAAAACGCCCACGCCCUCCCCCCUCAACUCCCCCUCAACCCCCCCCUCCAAACCCACGCUCCCCAUCUCCCCCUCGCCAACCAGAAAAUCCCCCCGCAACCCCUCGAACAAACUCUGGACCCAGGAGCAGCAACGCAGAACCUUCCUGCACCACCUAACGCAAUGGUCGCUAAACCACGAUUCCAGCCCGCACUUCCACGGCAAAAUCAGCCUCUUGCCAGGAGCGGGUCAGACACUCGAGCUGGGACGCUCAGUGACGUGUGUGCUUAGUUUCGAGGAUGCGCGGCGCAGGAUCGUGGUGCGACUCUUUGCGCCCCAGGGCGAGGGAGACGCAAUACAGCAUCGACGGCGACGUGGCAGCGAGGCAGCGCACUGUAUCUACGGCCAGAAAGACGCUGGGCCGCGGCAUUACACCCUCGUUAUUCGCAGCGGCGCUGGCUGGAUCCCCGCCCGCACCUUUUUCGGCAAAAUAUACUUCGCACGCCUCGCUGCGCGGUCUGCAAAAGUAAAGAACCUGGCCGGUGACACACGUCUAGAUGCGUCGCAGGCAGUGCAAGUGCGCUCGCGCUGUCUAGGCCCGUCGCCUGCGCUGAAAGAUAGCGUCACGGUACGACCGCUGUUUCGCAGGUUUCUCGCCCUGCCGCCUGAGCUGCAAGAAAUGAUCCUCCGGACCGCGGUGGGGUGGACGCGGGUUAUGGAUUUCUGCACCAGUGACGAGGAGAAGGCGGGGGGGAAGAGGGAGACAGGCGGUAUCAGUCUGGCGACCAUGUUCUGCAUUUCGCGGGAGAUAACGCAUAGGAUGAGGCCGUGGGUAUAUCGCAGUACGGAUUUUGCGUUUGGACUUACUGGUUUCACCUCUUUCCUCUGGCACCUCACGCCCACGCACCGCCCGCACAUCCGCCGCCUAACCUUCCGCUUCGGCCCCCUUGCCCUCCUGCAUUGCAUCCGCUGGCUCGCGCCCGACCCCGUCUUCGCCCUCUUCGAACCCCCCGUCCACACCAGCCCCCCAGGCCUGCAAUUCUUCUGGCGCGCCCAACUGCGCGACCUCACGCGCGAGCUGCACAUCCACACGCUCACCCUCGAUCUCGCGGGGGUUCCGGACGUGGAUGUGCGGAUCGUAGUGCGCGUUUUAGGCGAGGCGUUUGGCGGGGUGGAGCGGUGGGUGUUUGUCGAUUCUGGGGUGACGAAGGACGGGAGGCAAGGUAAGGCUAGGGCUGUGGGGAAGGAUGAUGAGCGUCUACGGGGGUUGGGUAAAGGGUCGUGGAGAGAGCUUUGUAAGGCGUAUUUCAAGAAGUAUCGCCGCGAGUAUUAUUUUCUUAGGGCGGGGCUGAUGCGCGGGCCUGAGGAGCUGGUGGAGGCGGUUAUGGAUUGCGAUAGGGCGUUUUUUGAUCGGGGCGUGGGUCGGUGAUGGGUUG
Dothidotthia symphoricarpi CBS 119687 is the source of this 1444-nucleotide messenger RNA. RefSeq lists its product as uncharacterized. Lineage: Eukaryota; Fungi; Ascomycota; Dothideomycetes; Pleosporales; Dothidotthiaceae. The transcript has 2 exons. The record is from RefSeq and is a predicted model, not a curated record. The coding region runs from base 4 to 1437 and encodes 477 amino acids.